AUGAUAUCCUUAUACCUGGUCAGUGCAGCCAUAUCUCUAAUGGCAACCUUUGCGCAUGGCUUGCCUUUUGGACCAAUACUGCCCAAGAUCACGAUCCGAGAGGAGUCCAUACCAUACUUCCCCCGACCGACAGGUCCCAGCGUUGGAAUUCGACGAGAUACAUCCUCAGCCACGACCGGCAUGGAACAAAUCUUCACAACAGGUGCUGGAACGCACGGGAAACGAGAGCGAACACAAAGACUAGAUGUCGGUGCGUCCAUCAGGAGUGACGAGCACGCUUUUCGCAAUGCAAGAUUCAUUCCCUACCGUCCCGCCGACACCCUACGUGUGCACAAUCUAGCGUCUCCAACGACAUCGACAUCGGAGGAAGAUCCAUCAAUAAUAUACCUAUCCACAGGAAUCAUCAGCAGCAGCAGCAGCCCACUGCCGACGGGGAUUCGGACUCUCCCUCCCACCACGGCGAUCUCGAUAGCUGGUGCACCAGCGCCACUUCCAGCGGCUGCCUCCACGACACCGGCUGCUGCGUCGAUUUCGGUUUCGAGUACCAGCACCAGCACCAGCACUGGCUGUCCGUUCGCAUCUACCGGUGCAAGUCAAUCAGAGCAACCAUUGCCGGUGAUAGUCACCGUCAUUCCCGCUGCGUCGAGCACGAACACAGUCACAAGCACGCAAUAA
Capronia coronata CBS 617.96 is the source of this 675-nucleotide messenger RNA. RefSeq lists its product as uncharacterized. The coding region runs from base 1 to 675 and encodes 224 amino acids. NCBI's taxonomy places the organism in Eukaryota, Fungi, Ascomycota, Eurotiomycetes, Chaetothyriales, Herpotrichiellaceae. The record is from RefSeq and is a predicted model, not a curated record. The transcript has a single exon.